UAGCUGUCCACUGGUCAGUCGGAUCGGUGGCGUUUGCGCGCGUGCUCUUACACUUUGUGACAAAUCCGUGAAACGCGUGCAGCGAGCGCUUGCUGCUGCGGUUAGUAAAAGUGUGCAUAAUUGUUCCUGUGUUGUUGUAUCAGGAGGAACGCCCUCCCCCGUUUUAAAGUGUUGGUGUUUUCAAAAUGAGUGGCGACGAAAUCAAGAAAGAUGCACCGGAACCGGUGGAAAAUGGAAGUGCCACCGCGACGACGGAACCGGAACAGCAACUGAACGGCAAGUUGCACUCCCUGGAGACUGGCACGCCCCCCGGUGACUUCAAGCAACUCAUCCUGGACGGGCUGGAGAAAAAGUCCAACGGAAGUCUGUGGCUUUGGCUCAUGUUCAUCCUCUGCCUGACGCCCAACAUCCUGAACGGCUUCCACGUGUCGUCGUACGUGUUCCUGAGCCAGAUGCCCGCCAACUACUACUGCGUCAUGCCGGACCUGCUGGCGCACGGCUGGACCCACGACGAGAUCCGCAACAUCUCCACGCCGGGUGGCCUCACCCGCAACGGCACGUGCACCGUCCUCGACUGGGACUACGCCCGGUUCGCCAACAUGAACUACGUGGACGCGCUGGCUUGGACGACGGGCGUCACGUCCCGGCCUGGCGAAAGGACGUGCCUGGGCGUUCCGGGCUUCCAGAUGCACUACGAGCAACCGGCCGGGUACUCGAUCGUUCCCGAGUGGGAUCUGAUUUGCGAGCGGACUGCUUACCGGUCGACGGUUCAGGUGGCGCUCUCGAUUGGCAAGUUCUUCGGUGCGUCCACGUUUGGGAUCUUGUCCGAUAAGUACGGGAGGAAGAGCAGCUUCACGAUCGCCGCCAUUUUGUACAUUGUGUCGGGGGUGUUGACCACGUUUUCACCGGUUUAUGCGCUGCUGCUGCUGGGAAGAAUCGGGUUGGGAGCUUCGGCUUCAGGCGUGUUCUAUCCACCAUUCGCGUUACUUACGGAGAACGUCGGCGUUCGGCACCGAUCCUGGAUGAGCAUAGCGUUCAACUUCUCCUACCCAAUUGGCAUGCUGAUUCUGGCCGCGGCCGCAUACUACAUCAAGCCGUGGCGGGAUCUAUCCCUCGCGCUGACCAUCCCAUCCUUCCUGUUGAUCAUUCACCUGUACUUCCUGGUGGAAUCUCCCCGCUGGUUGCUGAGCAAGGGUCGCGAGCGACGUGCCUACCGGAUGGUCUUUGGCCGCAAACCUCCGGCGGAACUGUGCGACAGCAGCGACAAGGAGCUGAGUCCGGAAGAGCUUGCGGCAGCCAAGGACGUACCGGAGCCGAAGGUUCCGUUUUCGGUUCGCGUCAAGCGAUCGUGCAGCGAGUUCACCAAACUGUACGGAACUCCGGCGCUGUGCCGACGGGCGCUGAUCUGCCACUUUACGUGGUGCGUUACGUCGCUGUGUUACUACGUAACGGCCCUCAAUGCGGACAACUUUGCCGCUAAUCGGAACGUGUACGUGGCCACAACCGGAACGGUGGACAUAAUUUCCUACAUUCUCUCAAUGGUGGUGCUGGCCUACUUUGGCCGCAAGAGCACCUCCUUCUGCCUGUUUCUGUACGCCGGAAUCUGCCUGCUGGUGGUGCUGGCCAUUCCCAAGGAGAACACCACCCUAAUCGUAACGCUAGCGAUGCUCGGUCGGCUAGGGAUUUCCGCGGUCUACGCCGUAGUGACCCUGCACACGGCCGAAAUGUUCCCCACGGAAAUCCGGAACACGGCGCUCGGGAUCUGCUCGACCAUGGCGCACGUCGGCUCGAUGGCCGCGCCGUACAUUGUGGAUCUGCUCGGCCAGCUGGCGUGGUGGAUCCCGUCGACGAUUUGCGGCACGGCGGUGCUGCUGGCCGCACUGUUUACGCUGAUGCACCCGGAAACAAAGUCCGUGGCGCUGAAAGAUCACGCCAAACAGGAGGUGGAACCGACGACGCCCGAUCGGGAACCGAUGAAACAGUAGGGUAGGGCUGGCUUAGGUAGGUUAGGAUAAGGACAAUGAGAAAUGCAAGUUUAAGGCGGAGGCGGAUGUUCCGGAUGAGUUGUUGUUGAUUGGGGUCAGAAAAUGGACCGGAAGUGGGACGUUGGGACAGGUGCAAGUGCCAUUACCGUGGACGUAGAAAUAAUUGAUAUUGUUGAGCAAGUGUGUGGAUCUGUCCAUAUGCCGAAGCUUUUAUGGUGUUUUGCAAACGUCAAACGCAUUCAAAUUUAGGCCGGAAGUUUUCUAGGGUUGCUGAGAAAACAAUGAGAUAAAAAAUACUGAAGCAAAUUUUCAGUUAUUCAUUUGACGAACCAAACUGUCAAAAUCAUGCACGCAUAAUCUAGAAUACCCAUUUGUUCAGAUUUUAUAACCCAGAAAAUUUUGUUAAAAA
Messenger RNA from Culex pipiens pallens (northern house mosquito), 2394 nucleotides. RefSeq names its product organic cation transporter protein. The record is from RefSeq and is a predicted model, not a curated record. The transcript is spliced from 6 exons. Gene Ontology annotation, molecular function: transmembrane transporter activity. Bases 186 to 1985 code for a protein of 599 amino acids. Gene Ontology annotation, cellular component: membrane. Gene Ontology annotation, biological process: transmembrane transport. NCBI's taxonomy places the organism in Eukaryota, Metazoa, Arthropoda, Insecta, Diptera, Culicidae.